AUGACAUCGAGUGCCUUCAAGUGCAGCACGGAGGAAAAAGGGACUGAUGACGCGAGGACUCCAUUCUUCUACCCGGCUUUCAAUGACAGUCAUUGGCCCAUCUCUGCUGAGCAACAAGAAGGAUGCUGCCCCUGGAGGGAUCCCAGGGAUAUCUGGGGUAGGCUCAAUGCCAGGUGGAUUGGCCUGAACCCAUUGACCUUCGUGAACAUAUCUGGCCCGCGGAACUUCAAUUGCCGCUAUCGGAUCCCAGGAGACACCGUGCCCACGAACCUUCCCGCAACAGAAACCGUUCAGGCAGACGUUCUUGUACCGACUUUGAAUGUGUCAGCCGUGCAGCUGUCAACAUCCGUGACGAAGAUGACCGUCACAGUUGACCGAACUGCAAAUGCGUACUGCGGCAUCAUCGAUGCGCGGUAUCAGCUGCGCACACCAACCCACAACGAGCUCAAGCGGUGGGGCUCCGGUCUGCAGAAUUUACAGGGUGAACUGUAUAUCUUUCAGCUGAUUGACGGGGCCGAGUUUACGUCCCGAGAGCUCAACGCAACCGUUCUGUAUCGGGUGGAUGUUGAGGAUGAGGAGGCGUGUGAAGCUCAAUGCCUUCGCUACGAGGAGUGUGUUGCCUUGGAAUAUUAUGCCUUUGGCACUCACCCUCAGACAGGCACCAACUGCAAACUGAUCAAUGGAACCUACAACACCAGCGAGAGGCUUGACCCUUCCAUGCUUGCAAGCUUCAUUCAGAAGUUCAAGGUGCUAACCAGGCCGCCGCAUACUGUCACAGUCAGUGGCUUGCUGUUCCCGGCCACCGUCUACAAUGUAUACUGCUCUGUGGAGGACCCCAUCACAGGCAACCAUUCCACGUGGGCGAAAAUCGCCUCCCAGGUCUUCUCAGAGCGGUCUGAGGGCUGCUUUGACUGCGGCAACACGGCACCACCCAGCAUCUAUAUUAGAGGGGGCUGGGCUGGCACUGAGACCAUUGGGGUGGUGGCUGGUGCAAGUGCGACUGGCCGCCUGUUCUGCCACGCUUUCGUGCAGAACUCGAGUUUCUCGCCAACGGUCUCACCAGCCGCGAUUCGCAAUGGGAAUUACUUCGGCAUCCUCACAUCCACAUCCAACACCAUUGCAAUCACCAUCGCUGACUUGCAGCCGGGCAUGCCACACAUCGUGGCCUGCAUGGCGGAGUCGGACUCUGGGGCGGAAAGCACUCAAAGCCAGGUGGACUUGACCAGGCGGGAGAUCUCUACAGAGUCCACAGAGGUCACCAUCAGCUCCAUGAGAAUCACUCGCGAAUCCCUACUCCUGGGUGAUGAGAUCACAGUAACCACUCAGAUGACCAAUGUUGGCUAUCUCUGGUGCGAGUCUUUCCCUUCUUUGAACAUGCGGCAGCUUGGUGUGCCAGAUGGCGCUACGCUGCAGGACAUUGCGCCCAAACAGAAGGUGAUCACCAUCCAGGAAGUGUCAGCUGUCGCGUUCCCCGAGCUGGACAGGAACACAUCCUAUGAUGUCUGGUGCACUGGGGAGUACAAUGACUUCCAGAAUGACGAGGGAGGGCAG
This is a messenger RNA of Symbiodinium pilosum, 1551 nucleotides long. The record is from the annotation of a GenBank genome assembly. Lineage: Eukaryota; Dinophyceae; Suessiales; Symbiodiniaceae.